Exophiala bonariae is the source of this 507-nucleotide messenger RNA. RefSeq lists its product as uncharacterized. The record is from RefSeq and is a predicted model, not a curated record. Bases 1 to 507 code for a protein of 168 amino acids. The transcript has a single exon. Lineage: Eukaryota; Fungi; Ascomycota; Eurotiomycetes; Chaetothyriales; Herpotrichiellaceae.
AUGGCGUACGCCUACUACUACGAUAUCCCACCGCCAUUGGUCGACCAUCCACAUGAGAGAAGUCACCAGCAUCAGAAUCUUCUCUCAUACCUCGCUCGAAGGCCACCCCACCCUGAGACUCAUCCCAAUCAGCCAGAUGUAGAUAUCCGUGACGCGGUGUCCGAGUAUUUCAUCGAGGUCGAGGUUCCUGGUACCAAAAAGCCUUCCGAGAUCACCGUCUCAUGGACCGGCUCACGCUCGUUGUUAUUGACCGGCAAUGUCGCAAGACCAGAUUAUGGAAAAGCCGAGAAUUCCCAGGUGGAGGAGGAAAAGCCAGAGCCUCAUUCCGGUGGGGUUCAUUUGCUUGUUGGCGAGAGAAGAGUCGGACCGUUCAGGAGAUACAUCAAUUUCCCCACAGAUGUGGAGAAUGUGAGCGUCACCUUGGAAGCUGGGUUGUUGAAGAUUCGCGCCCCUAAGAAAGGGUACACCGAGGCUGCUGCUACAAAGGUCGAUGUCCAGCAUGAGUGA